Molecule: messenger RNA, 1629 nt
Organism: Aspergillus aculeatinus CBS 121060
Lineage: Eukaryota; Fungi; Ascomycota; Eurotiomycetes; Eurotiales; Aspergillaceae
Exons: 4
Coding region: 1-1629 (542 amino acids)
Biological process (GO): RNA processing
Molecular function (GO): ribonuclease III activity
Source: RefSeq, a predicted model, not a curated record
AUGCUCGGCUAUAAAUUUCAGAUCAAUGAGACUCGUUUAAUAGAGGCUCUCACCGCACCCGGUGCUGAAGGAGAGGAGCGCCAAGGGAAUCGAUACUUGGCAGAUUUUGGACUCGAUACCAUCCGUUCUUGCGUUGCUUUUGACGGGUAUAAAAAGAAGGUUAAACCAAGUAAUACUGCCAGCUUGAAACAACGGGUCUGCAGCUACUCUCAUCUUCAAAAAGUGGCUGAGCACACGGGCUUCGACGAAUGCAUCAUCUAUAAUCCCCGAUCAGGGAAAGGUCGACCUGUUGUUGUCGGGAAAGCUCUUGCAGCAGCCAUCGGUGCUGCGCACUUAGAUAAUGGUUGGAACUAUGAACGGACGCUAAAUAUCAUUUAUAAGCUGGGAUUACUGACUGAUAACGAUAAUGGUGUUGAUUCUCAACUUUGGAGAGUGCAGCCCGAAAUUCCAUCCGAGCUGAAUGUUAGCGACAUGUCAUUUACAAUGACUGCGGCCACAAUUGAGGUCGUUGACUAUUCGGUCACUCUUAUCGAUGGAAAUGGAGAAGACACCAGUGUUUCUGUUGUCACUGGAGCUCGAGACGAUGUGCAUUUGGCUGUUCUCCCAGCUAAUGGAGCUCAAGGAGCUCCCCUGUCAGGAAGCCCAGGGCAUCCGAGCAAGAGGGAGAAUGGCAAUAUGCCUCACGAUUCCGACACUAAUAUGCCGACAAAGAAACGCCCACAAAAAGAGGACAGUCGUCUUAGGGCUUAUUUGGAAUGCGAAGAAAGCAGAUGCGCGAACCACGGACUGUCCUUACCAACUGAAACGUACUAUACCGAAAAUAUUCAAGCGACUCUCAGAAGACAAGCUAAAUCUCGUAAUCUGAUAAUCUGUCAGAGGUUAAUUCUGUGUGUUGGAAGCGCAGAAUCUCUCAUCACUCUACGAGAGGCAAUCAAGUUUUGGCGCGAAGAGACCAUCCAGAGCUUAGGGCUCCCUCUGCAAGCGUUGACAGCGAGAGACCUUUUGAGACUGAUCGAAAGCAAUGCAGAAACCAUCUCCUAUCACCUGGUACUGCAGAGAUACUACAUUUUGGAACUUUUUAAGAAGAGUGGUGGAACCGCUACGCCAUCUUCUACGGGAUUUCUGGCUGUGGACUAUCAUGGGAUCAACCUCAGCAGAAAGCCAGGUAAUCCUGUGCAUAGCAUGGACACAGAUGUGUCCAAGAGAAUACUGCAGGAAGUGGAGCCGCUGCUAGAUGGAAAUUCUCCCCAAUACAAGGACAGGCUCGAGACCAUUAAAACGCUUCGGGCUCUAGGCAUGAAGUAUCACAUCUUAACCUCCAACUUCGGUCCAGGAAUACUAGCCUUGAUACCAUCCAGCGAACAGGUCGGACAGAUUGGGGUGACGAUCUCGGCUCCGGAUAUUUCACGACUUCCAAUCUCUCUUUUCAAGGACGUCAUCAGCAUCUUGAAUGAGACCCAAGGACUGGAGCUGAGGAAGCUUAGUCAAGCUGUGUGGGCUAGAUUGAAAGACAUGCUAGUCCAUUCAGGAAACCCAGGCGGAAGAAGACUUUGGUUGGAGACUAUCGAGAGCAGCGAUUUACUCAGAUUUCCAAAAAACUCGCCAAUCCUGGAACGACUCUUUGAUUAG